Chaetomium fimeti is the source of this 915-nucleotide messenger RNA. RefSeq names its product S-adenosyl-L-methionine-dependent methyltransferase. Lineage: Eukaryota; Fungi; Ascomycota; Sordariomycetes; Sordariales; Chaetomiaceae. The record is from RefSeq and is a predicted model, not a curated record. The coding region runs from base 1 to 822 and encodes 273 amino acids. The transcript is spliced from 4 exons.
AUGGCGGAACAGAAAGAUAACUGGUCUUCCGACGCCUACCAACAUGCGGCAUCGUUCGUGCCUAAGCUGGCCACGAAGGUCAUGCAAUGGCUGGAUCCGCAGAAAGACGACGUGAUCCUCGACGUUGGCUGUGGAGACGGUGUCCUCGACGUGGAAAUGGCCCGAAUCUGCAAGCGCGUCCACGGCAUCGACAGCUCCCCUGCCAUGAUCUCCGCCGCCAAAGCAGCCGCUGAAUCCAACGGGCUCGCAAAUAAAUGCAUAUUUGAAGUCCUCGACGCAACAACCCUCCCAUCCACCACCGCCCUCCAACCCGCAUCCUUCACAAAGGCCUUCUCCAACGCAGCGCUACACUGGAUCCUCGCCGCCCCCGGCACGCGCGAGGCCGUCUUCCGCGGGGUCAACGCGGCGCUGCGGCGCGGCGGCGUCUUUGUCUUUGAGAUGGGCGGCCUGGGCAACGUGGCCGAGGUGCGCGCGGCGCUGCUCUCGGCCGUGGGCCGCCGCGUCGGCCUGGCGCGCGCCGCCGAGGUGGAUCCGUGGUUCUUCCCCGAUGAGGGGUGGGUGAGGGGGUUUAUGGAGGGGGCUGUUGGGGGGUGGGUGGUGGAGAGGGUGGAGAGGGAGUGGAGGCCGACGGUGGCUGAUGUUGGGGGGGUGGAGGGAUGGGUGAGGUUGAUGGGGAAGAAGUGGUUCGAGGUGUUGCCUGAGGGGGAGAGGGAGGAGUGUAUCAGGGAGGUGGUUGCGGUGUUGGAGGUUGUUUGUAGUCAGCCAGGGGGUGGGUAUAUGCUGAGUUAUGUGCGGUUGAGGGUUGUGGCUAGGAAGCUUUAGUUUGGGCGGUGUGUUCUGGGGGUUUUCCUCACUCGUUGAUUUAACAUUCAAGUUCAAUUUGAUGAUAGUUUGGGGAGGAUGUGGAUGGGUUCU